Olea europaea var. sylvestris is the source of this 1581-nucleotide messenger RNA. Its product is annotated as protein NRT1/ PTR FAMILY 5.5-like. Gene Ontology annotation, cellular component: membrane. The coding region runs from base 30 to 1442 and encodes 470 amino acids. The transcript has 2 exons. Gene Ontology annotation, biological process: transmembrane transport. Gene Ontology annotation, molecular function: transmembrane transporter activity. NCBI's taxonomy places the organism in Eukaryota, Viridiplantae, Streptophyta, Magnoliopsida, Lamiales, Oleaceae. The record is from RefSeq and is a predicted model, not a curated record.
UGUGGGCUGAUAUAUUGGCUGCGUACACAAUGUGGGUGACGCAAAAAUAUUUAACAGAUGUAUGGAAACUGAGUUUUACUCAUGCUGCUGGAAUUUUGAACAUUUAUUGGGGACUUGCUCUUAUAUUGCCGGUCGGGUUUAUUUUCCUCGUUGAUGCCUUUUUGGGAAAUUACAAAAUGCUUGUGCUUUCCAGUUUAACAUACAGCGUGGGUAUGGGCCUUCUUACCAUGUCUACGCCGCCAGUUCUUGCCAGUUCCACGGGCACCUGCAAAAACUAUAAGCCAAAAUGUAUUGGUAGCACACAAAAAUUUUUGUUCUAUACGGCCUUGGUAUUGGUAGCUAUAGGAGCAUCUGGUCACCUCGUUUCUCUAAAAACUUUCCUUGAAGAACAGGAAAAGAACCCUAAUGGCGAUAAGAGACAAAAAGAUCCGCUUCAGUUGCCAGGCUUGUUUAUGGUGGCCUUUGUUCCAAUAAUCGGAGCUAUUGUUCUACCAUCCAUAAAACCAUGGUCACUUCGCUAUGGAAUUCCGGCAAUCUGUACUGCUGUGGCAACACUUGUAUUUUUGAGCGGUUCAUGGUCAUACUACAAGUCUAAACCGAAGGGGAGUCCAUUGACAAACGUUCGCAGAUGGAGGCUUUGCACAAUCGCAGAAGCAAAAGAAGCCAAAAUUGUUGUUCGGAUGGUUCCAAUGUGGAUGACAUUCAUAAUUUGUGGGACUGUAUCUUCAAUUGGAAACACAUACUUUCAAGAACAAGCAAAUCACAUGAAUCCAAACCUUGGAAAAUGGAAAGUUCCUGUUCCAAUCUUUCUAACGGUGGUAAACAUCUCGACAGAAGUGAUUGGCUCCUUAUAUGACUGUAUGAGUAAGGAAAGAUCGGUUUUGUUUGGAUGUCAAAUAUUUGCACCUCGUGUAGGCAUUGCAGUGGCCAUGAUAUUCUCAGUAUUGUGUUGUAUAACUGCUGCCAGAAUGGAGACGCGAAGGCUCGGUGUGAUUAGAAGCCACAAUUUAUAUGAGAAGCCUGAAGCCAAAAUCCCGAUGAGUAUGUUUUGGCUGACUUUCCAGUUUUUACUACUUGCCGGCUUGUAUUCAGUUUUACGUAAGAGUGUUGAAGCACUCUUCAGAAAUCAGGCUCCAGAAUCAAUGACCAAUUACCUUCUUCAUAUUACCAAGGGAGUAUCCGGUCUAGGAUACAUGGGCAGUGUUCUUUCGGUGUAUCUGGUUAGUAAAGUUAGUGAGAAGGGAGGUAGACAAAACUGGUUUAAAUAUACUUUGAAUAGGAGUCGUUUAGAUAGAUAUUACUGGGUUCUUGCAGCGCUGAGUUCCAUAAAUCUAAUUUUCUACAUUUUCAUUGCUUCUAGAUACAAACACAAGGAGCCAGAACCAGAAACCGAACCCGAACAAAAAAAUAAGAAAGACCCUCAAAAUGGAGAUUCUGCUUAGCCCAAUGGCCAAUGAUCUUGUUGCAUUUGUUAGGCUGUGCUAUAGAAUUAUUUUCCUAUGAGAAGUUCAUUCUUUCUAAGUGUAAUUGUUGCGUGCAUCAAGCAAUAAUAAUUCUAGAAGAUGUGUUAUUUUAAAAUAA